Messenger RNA from Pyrus x bretschneideri (Chinese white pear), 1470 nucleotides. Its product is annotated as protein LAZY 1-like. NCBI's taxonomy places the organism in Eukaryota, Viridiplantae, Streptophyta, Magnoliopsida, Rosales, Rosaceae. The transcript has 3 exons. The coding region runs from base 31 to 1209 and encodes 392 amino acids. Gene Ontology annotation, biological process: gravitropism; regulation of auxin polar transport. The record is from RefSeq and is a predicted model, not a curated record.
UCUUUUUGACUUUAUCUUAGCAUUACAUUGAUGCAGUUAUUACAAUGGGUGCACCACAAAUUUCGGCACGGUGGCAUUGAGCCUUUCAAGGAUCUCACUAUUGGGAACCCUUGUGUUUGCCUUUCAGCUCAGCCAUCACUUGAUGACCAAGAUGCCUAUAUGAAGUCAAGCUUUGGCUCCAGAUACAGAUCUACAUCCUUGGAGCCACCUGCACGGGACCAAGAAAAAUCUUUUUCUGAAUCUGAAGCCAAGAGAGAAGAAGAAACAUCUGCUAUCAUCUCAGAGCUUUUUCCUGGCUUUCUCACCAUUGGAACUCUUGGCUCAGAGUCAGGUAUCAAUGAGCCCGAAACACCAACUUUUGGGACGACUUUAGAGAACUUAACUCAGCAAAAAGCAGAGGUGACUGAGAACGACUUGAAGCUAAUCAGAUAUGAGCUAGAGAAGUUUCUUGAGGCUGAGACAAAGGAAGAAGGGGUUCGUGUAUCGUCAGCAAGGGACAGUCAGGCUGGCUCUGUUACACCCAAUGCAAAGCAAAUGGAGGAGUCCGAAGAUGAAGAGUACUGGAAGGAUGCAGCAUGUCCGCUCAAAGGAUAUCUCUUUGGGUCCUCAACUGAAUUACCAGAAACAACGGAAGCAAAGAAAGAAAAGGCAUCACUGCAAGAGCUGUUUGACAGGACCAAAAUCACAACUGAUUAUAAGGAGAAAAGUGAAAGUGAGGAGACAGAAGUCAAGUAUAAGCAUAAAUCUGCCAUGCGGUUCAUGAAGAAGAUGAUUAAAAAGUUCCAUGCUUCUUCAAAGACCUCAGGUGGUGAUGCAACUGAUUCUGUUUCCAUCAAGAAGAAAUGUGAUGAGGCAUCUGAUUCUCUUUCAACCAAGAAGAAACCACAUAAGGUCUUACGCAUGUUCCAUAGAACGAUCCAUCCUGAAAGCUCUAUCGCUGCUAGAGAAUUCGUCAAGUCUGAGAAAUACAAGAAGAAGAAAAUUUUCAGUGCAGAUAGUGGUUGUAAUGAAAACAUGAUGCUCAAGGGUGGAGACAACAGAAGGUUCCCUGAAGGGCCACUGGUAAAGGAGGGGACUGAAAAUUGUAAGAAAUACAUGAACUUCCCCCAAUACAGGCUGAGUGGCAGCACUUAUGGGAAAAGAGGAGAGCACUGGAUUAAAACAGAUGCAGAAUGUAAGUAUUACUUUUUAUACGCCGAUAAACUUUGAUUUAGUCCCUAAGCAAAUCGAGUACAGAACACCAAAAAUUCGGGAGAACAAAAAGUACAGAACAUCUAACAAAAAGUUCAAACUCUACCAUCAGCCUUCUUAAAAAAUAGAAACUUUAAAAGAAACCACAAUGAACUGAACCUAUAUCCUUAACUCGCUGGGCUCUAUCUAGUCAUAUCAUAGCAAGUUUUUUCACAUAUGCACCCCAUUAUGCAUUCGAGAUCUUCAAAACUGAGCCUACUACGAAUACAUUUAACAGUU